CAUUCACCACUAGGGCUGCUAUUGAGUAUUGGUUGGUUUGGUUGUAGACGUAGUUAGCGUGUUGUGGGUUGCCAGCGAGUUUGUUAGGUUUGUGUGGCCACUAAUGCCAAAGGCUUCAGCUUGCUCACGGAAUGCCAAGAAGAAAGAAAAACGGCCAGAGUCCGGCCAGAGUUCCCGGUAGGCCGCCAGACGGGGGAGCCGUUGGCUUCAGCACGACAGCAAGUUACGGAAUGGCGAGCAACUUUCCAAGCAGCACUUCUGUUCCCGACUCUGUCAUGGAGAAAAUCACCAGAAGCAUGCAGGAAAUGUUCUCCCAUCUGGACCCCGAAAUCAUUGACAUGGUGCUGUCCGAGUGCGAUUUUAAAGUUGAAAAUGCAAUGGACACUCUCUUGGAGCUGUCUGUCACUGCAGAGGCCCCAAGAACCCCCGUUUCUGGCUUUGAGCAUACUGCAGCAACACUGUUAAACCCACCUUGUUCUGACAACAAACCAGACCCAGAUCCCCCCAGAACAUCACAGCUGUCACCACCCUCUCUCUCCUCGAGCCUCUUGUCAGAAGAACUGGACCUGCUAGUUGAUCAGGAGCUACAAACACUGACUACACAGCCAAUCAUUAAUGAAACCGAAAACCACAACAGUCCCUAUUUGUCAGCUGGUGCCCCUCUUUCUUCUUUUCCUCCAGCACCAUUUCCACAGCGGGUCCUUCCUGAGCUCCUUCAGUCCAGUGUGGAGCCUGAAUCUAGAGGGCCUUCUGCUGAUGAACCUUGCCUAGUAGGAGGCUUGGCAGCACAAACAUUUGGAAGUUCUUCUCCAAUUGACCAGCUCAGCUCUUGGGGUGAAGAGACCACUGAGGUGCAGCAAUCUGUUGUGGAUUUCACCCAUCUGACCACUAAAAUGUCUGUAGACAAACCAAAAUCUCCCUUGGACCUGGCAGCUUCAGGACGGCCCUCAGCAUUCCACAUUUAUAAAAAGAAAGACCAGUCACAUUCUCCAGAGGAGACUGGGAUCUUACCCCCGGAAGGAAUAGUAGGAGGAACGACAUCUAUGGUUGGUGUGCCAAGUCAAGAACCAGUGGGCUGUGUACCCUUAUCUUGGAACCUUGACGCACCGGAGUUUCAUUCCCAGAUUCAUGGGAAACGGGGGCCAAGCUUUAUCAUGCCAGUAGCUCAUCCACAUUCAGUCUGGACUGGUGAAGUCAGGCAUGCCUCUCCCUGGCUAAAUCAAUGCCAUAUUCUUCAAGUACCUUCUCAGAUAUCUGCUCCUGUUCUUAACCCCUGGUUGUUGCCUGCACCCCCAGGUCUUCCUACCCCUCAAAAUAGGCUUCAUUUGGAAGGAAAGGUCCUCGUGCUACUGCGGGGUGUGCCAGGAUCUGGCAAGUCAACCUUGGCUAGAGCUAUGUUGCUACAUAACCCAGGAGGAGUUAUACUCAGCACCGACGACUAUUUCAGUCUCAACAGAGGGUAUCAUUUUAACCCCACUCUCCUCGGGGAGGCCCAUGAGUGGAACCAGAAGCGUGCCAAGGAGGCAUUUGAAAAGGGCUUGAAUCCCAUCAUUAUUGACAAUACCAACUUACAAGGCUGGGAGAUGAAACCCUACGUGACUCAGGCACUGCAACAUAAAUAUAAGGUGCUUUUCAGAGAGCCGGACACCUGGUGGAAAAACAAGCCUAGAGAACUGGAGAGACGCAGCACACACAACGUGCCAGUGGAAACAAUCCGACUCAUGCUUAAUAAAUACGAGCGGUUCGUCACUGUUCAGUCCAUUAUGGGUUCACAGAUGCCUGAGUGGAAACAUCACCUAUCGGAGAGCAGAAACUCACAGCUGGUUUCUCCAGAAAAACCUUGUCCGGACUUGGUAGGUCAUCCUGCUUUGACUGAAGAAUGUAAGAAAUCCCGCUCGCAGCUUUUUUCCUCCCUUCCUGAUGUAUCAUCUAUUGGCGGUUUAUUGGAGUUGGACAGGCUACAACAGAGCAGCUACAAUUCUGCAGAGUCACUGAAUUUCCACCCUUGUGAAAUGCCUUUGGAUAACCCUGAAAUUCAAAAUGAAGAUGGUGGUACAGAUUUGGGGGCUUUAAAUUCCAAAUUGGAUAACCAGUUACAACUGAGUUAUCCAAGACAAGACAAGGGAAUUCCAGAUUGCAUUGUAGAGUCUGUGUUGACUGAAGAGCACUGUGGAGAUGAACUACCUGUAGCUUUUUCUGAGUCCAUUGGACAAAGGGUGAGAAGGAAACCAAGCAGGAGGGCAGAUCUUGGUAGUCUGGAGUCUGCUGAUCUGCUGAAAGAUACGAACCAAACAGAGAAAGAAGGAGAUGGGAAAAGGAACUUCAAGGAAGCUGAAGGGGUUGAGUUGGUAAGCGAUGGAAGCAUAAAGCUUUCGGAUUUUGUGGGGGAUUGGCCUUCAGAAGCUCCCCUCAGGCAGAGAGAGUUGAGGAAAAGAGAAAUUAACCAACAACAAAAUGAGGAGGAUGGAGGUGAGGUGACUCAAGAAGCAGAUUUCACUGAAAAUGAAAACAGUGUGCAGUCAGACCAUGAUAAAACAGAGUUCCAGAAGCUUCUUGAUCUUAUUCAGACAGGUGUGACCACCAUUCAAACCUCACAUGACUCCCCCGUUUCCACUAACCAUGGAGAGAAAUUGGAUGGAGAGGAUGGCAACGGGUUUGAGGUCCAAAGCAAGAGCCCUGACAGUGAAGAUGGAGAACAAAUUAACAAGUUUACCAACAGUGGUAGAGCUGAGUUACCGGAUUGUGUGUUAGACUGGUCAACACCCAAACCUGGCAUGAUCUGGGAAUGCUCACACUCCGGAAUGGAUGAUGGUGAGCAACUUCAAAUUGAAAAUGAAGAGACUAGAAACAUAAGAACAUCAACUCCUGUGUUCUUGAGUGGUAUAAAAGCUGACUCUGGGAAUUUGGAAUUGCCAAAUUCUGCAACUUCUGUCUCAGCUAUUGCUGUGCACUCACUAGCAGUCCUUGAAAGUGUGGAGACUGAGGUACACCACGAUGAGGGGAGAAACCAAAACCUUAGAGAUGAAGUUGCUCCAGAGUUGGGACUUGGUCAUGCUGAGGAGGAUACAAAGGACUGUGCAGAAACCACACCUUUAACUGACAGUAUAACUGAGACAGGUGGCAACCAUAUUGAUGAUCACUGUCAGACCGAGAGACCUGUGGAGGCAGAAAAUAAUUCUUUCAGUGGCAGUCAGGAACGAAAGCUGCGCUUGGGUCGCAGGUCAGGCAAGCUGUGUAAGCUGGCACUCACCUUCUCUCACAACUGUAUUGAUUCAUCACUGAACAGUCUUAAUGACGACCCAACUGCCAUAGCUCCAGACCAAAACAAUACAAUGGAAUGUCUUAACACAAGUGUAGAACCUAGUUUUAAUUCCAACCACAAACCCAGUCUGGACCCCAAACCAAACGUUGAGAUGUAUAUUGAAGCCCUCCCCAGCACCGACACUGAGGCACAUCAGCAUCCUCGCUCACCUUUUCCUCUGACAGAAACAGGCUGUCAGACUCAGACGGAACCAAAAGACUUUGCAGUUUUAUGGCAUCUUAAUAACAACAGUACUGAAGAAAUGGGUAUCACUGUGUACAGUCAACCAUGUGAUAUCACAGUACUCUCUGGCAACUCAUCCCGCUUUGUUCCAGAAAUCUGUGCCAAUUCCACAGCAGCUGCAGUUCACCAAUCUGACCACAAGGGGGUACCCUACAGUGUGAUGCUUGAGAAAGGCACACAAGUGGAGGAGAAAGAGCUUGAGGCACCCCAAGACCGCCCCAAGAACCUGAAUAUUCUCAAGUGUCAUUUCAAAGAAGUUAGCAUUGAUACAUUGGAAGACCUUUAUGACAAGUGCCAUCAGGACCUGGAGUGGACCACCAACCUGCUGCUGGACUCUGGAGAGAGAUUCUUCAGAGGCGAGGAUGAUGAGGAGGAUGUUACUAUGGAUGAAGAUGAGCAGGGCAGAUCUGACAUGAGUGGAACCUUAAUGGUUGUGGACACGAGGUCAAGUUCUAAAGUGGUAGACGAGCAUCACUCUGAAGAUCAACCAGUGGACAGAACAGCUGAUUUUGUUAAUGUGACCCAGGGGUUAACCUCUGGAACAGGUGGUGACUCAGGUGAAACAGCCAAUCAUACUGACUUGCUCAGUUUUGAAGGUACAGAAUCUACAUGUACAAAUAAAGUCAUAAAGUCAGAAAAAUCUCCUCAAGAAAAACUUGGCUCACUUAAACCAGUAAAAGAAGGGAAGAGUUGUAAUGAGACAGAAGGCAGCGUGUCAUCAGAAAGUGGUCUAGUUAUUGGAGCUUGUGGCAAGAGAUUGGAUGACAGCGUGAAAUUUGAAGAGCCAAGAGUUGAUACGGAGGAGGCCACCAUGGAUUUGAUCCAACGACUGUUACAGGAUCAGCUCGAGGAACUGGAAAGAGAGGGAGCACAAAACAGUGAACGUGAGAGAAUUGAAAGGACACACUUGAAAGAUGGCAGCAGCAGACACUUGAACAUUCAGAGUGUUGAGCUGAAACUACCCACCGAACUGGCAUUACAACUGACAGAAUUGUUUGGCCCUGUCGGAGUAGACACAGGUACCUGCACCACUGAAGACUACAUAGUGAAGAUGGACCUGAACCUGGCUAAGAUGCUCCAUCAAAAGUGGAAGGAAACCAUCCAAGAGAAGCAGAGACGAGCAACUCGUUCCUGUAACUUAGUUCAGCAAAGUUCUCUACAAUCAGGAGUCACAGAUGGCCAACAGCAGCCCUGGAGACACACACAGCCAUUAAUGGUCACUGGAAUGUGUCCCACCCACACGUGGUCUCUUCGGAACAUUAUGAAAGAGGAGCAGGUUAUGCAUGAGAACAUGGAAAAGGUUAGACAAAGUCGUGCCGAUGUCGACAGGCGUCAAGGAGCUACCCUCUUGAAAGAAAAGGAGUUGUAUUCCCUCUUCCCCAAUAUCGACAGGAACUUUCUUCAGGACAUCUUCAAAGACCAUAAUUACAGCCUGACACAAACAGAGCUGUUUCUGCGCUCGCUGUUGGAUGAAGAACCUGUUAAGACCGUUGUUGCGCCGGAAGCAACUCGAUCUGACCACCAGAGAGCAACAAGCAAGGAGGGAAAUACGAAGUCUGUGGAGUCAGCUGUGGACUCCUACCAGGACACAAAGGACCCAGCGUAUGAUGAUUUCAGGGCGGAGGCCAGUCUGCAGAGGAGCCGGCAGCUGGAGAGUUUAGACAAAGCUGCAGAGGCCUACAAGCAAGGACACAAAGAAGUAGCCUCCUUUUAUGCACAGCAAGCACACCUUCAUGGACAGCGGAUGCGUGAGGCCAAUCACCGUGCUGCACUUCACAUCUUUCAGAUGACUAACUCAUCACUGCUGCCCAGGAAUAUCCUGGACCUCCACGGGCUGCAUGUGAAAGAGGCCCUGCAGACCCUGGCCCAGGUCUUAGAGGACAAAGUGUCAGAGUGCGAGCAGGGUUUGUGUCAGCCUCAGCUCUCUGUCAUCACAGGAAAAGGGAACCACAGCCAGGGGGGCGUGGCCCGCAUCCGUCCCGCCGUUAAAGACUACCUCACGAACAAACACUACAGGUUCACUGAGCCAGAGCUGGGCCUCAUUUUGGUUUCGUUGAAGUGAAACAAACCCCCAUCGGGUGGAUUUGUUUUAAAGCAGCAGUGGAUUAAAAACUCCCUCCCUCCCUUUCAUAUCUCCACACAAGUGAGCUGCCCCCGCCCCCUUUUUUUAAAUCAUCCCUUCUUUCUGUCUUCCUCCAUCAGUGUAAUAGUUGGGGUGGGAAGGAAUUACGAUUAAGGUUUUAAUCGUAAUUCAGAUUAUAAUGUGUGUGAAGGAAAGAAAAGUGCAGGGGCGUGAGACAACUCCAGCUCAGUGCACGUCUGUAAACCAAAUGUGUAUAUUUUAUAGUGAAGUAUUGUACAUUUUUAAUACCGUGCUGUAUUUCGCUUUAUAUUUGCAUUCUUUUU
Messenger RNA from Thalassophryne amazonica, 5950 nucleotides. RefSeq names its product NEDD4 binding protein 2 (gene n4bp2). The record is from RefSeq and is a predicted model, not a curated record. Gene Ontology annotation, molecular function: ubiquitin binding. Lineage: Eukaryota; Metazoa; Chordata; Actinopteri; Batrachoidiformes; Batrachoididae.